Colletotrichum graminicola M1.001 is the source of this 855-nucleotide messenger RNA. RefSeq names its product short chain dehydrogenase. Bases 1 to 855 code for a protein of 284 amino acids. The record is from RefSeq and is a predicted model, not a curated record. The transcript has 2 exons. Gene Ontology annotation, molecular function: oxidoreductase activity, acting on the CH-OH group of donors, NAD or NADP as acceptor. Lineage: Eukaryota; Fungi; Ascomycota; Sordariomycetes; Glomerellales; Glomerellaceae.
AUGUCUCGUGUCCUGGAAGGCAAGCUUGGAAUUGUGACCGGUGCCUCUCGAGGUAUUGGCGUCGCCGUCGCUGAGAACCUCGCCGCAAAGGGCUGCAACCUCGUCCUGGGCUACACUUCCCCCUCCUCCAAGACCCCCGCCGAGCAGCUCGCCGUAGACCUCCAGGCAAAGCACAACAUCCAGGUCAUCGCUGUCCAGGCCGACAUGGGCACCAUUGAGGGUCCCAAGUCUCUCAUUGCGACUGCGAAGUCCCACUUCGAGAAGCUCAACGGGGGCAAAUUCCAGGUCGACGUGCUCGUCAACAACGCCGGCGUCGCCCACAACAACCCGCUGCAGGACGUCACGGUCGAGCAAUUCGACAUCAGUUACCGCGUAAACGUCCUCGGCCCGCUGCUUCUCGUCCAGGCCGUCCAGCCGUACCUACCCACUGACCGUAGCGGCCGCAUCGUCAACAUGUCGUCCGUCAGUGCGUCGAUCGGCCUCCCAGGGCAGUCCGUCUAUGGCGGCACAAAGGCCGCCCUCGAUGCCAUGACCCGCACCUGGGCUCGCGAGCUCAGCGAGAACGCCACCGUCAACGCCAUCAACCCGGGCCCCGUGCUGACCGAUAUGUACGGCGGAAAUACGCCCGAGUUCAAGCGCUUCCUUAAGAGCUACAUCGAGCACACCCCGCUGAUGAAGGCGCGCAAGGGCGUCGACUCAGACGAGCUCGUCAAGGCAGCCGAGGAGGAAGGUGGUCGACCGGCGUACGUCGAUGAGAUUGCAGGUAUCGUAGGCAUGCUUGUCUCGCCCGAAUCGGCUUGGUGUACGGGGCAGGUUGUUUGUGCUAAUGGCGGUAUGGUGUUGGGCAUGCAGUGA